AAAACCAGAAGUCCUUUUAGCGUCAAUCGGUGUCAGCGUGGAAGCAGAGUCGAAGCGGAGAGAGAGAGAGAGAGAGCAAGUCUGCUACGGUCUCCGAAGACGGAAGCUUUGCCUCUGAGUUGGGCUUCUUUAUCGUCGCCGCUCAUCCAUGGCUGGGCCAUCAUGGUUGUUUGACAAAAAUAGAAUCGCAACAAAAAUCAGGAGUGCAUCUGGAAGCUAUGAUUCUGUUGGAAUUAAAUGGCAAAGCAACCCAACUAAAUCUUGUCCAAAAUGCCAAUAUACGAUGGACAAUAGUGAUGUUGCUCAAGAGUGGCCGGGUUUACCCAAGGGUGUAAAAUUUGAUCCAACCGAUCAAGAGAUUAUGUGGCACUUACUAGCAAAAUCUGGUGUAGGUGAUCAAAAACCCCAUCCUUUUAUUGAUGAGUUUAUUCUAACUGUCGAUGACGACGAAGGAAUCUGUUGUUCCCAUCCUAGGAAACUACCUAAUGUUAAGCUAGAUGGAAGUCCAUCCCACUUCUUUCAUAGAGCAAUUAAGGCUUACAAUACUGGAACACGAAAGCGGCGAAAGAUACAUGAUGGUGAUGGUGAUGGUGAUGUCCGCUGGCACAAGACUGGAAGGACUAAACCAGUGAUCUUGGAUGGAGUACAAAGAGGGUGCAAGAAGAUUAUGGUUCUAUACAUGAGCACGGUCGGAGGAGGAAAACCUGUGAAAACCAAUUGGGUUAUGCAUCAAUAUCACCUAGGCAUUGAGGAGGAUGAGAAGGAUGGAGAGUAUGUUAUAUCAAAAAUAUAUUACCAGCAGCAGGAAGCCAAGCAAGCUGAUAAAACUGAUCAAGAUGUUCCUGAAAGUAUUGAUGCGGUGAUCACAAAGGUAGAUCCAGUCACUCCCAAGUCGGCUACUCCUGAACCUCCACGCGCCGAACGAAAGCUUGGUGAUUUUCAUUUGGGACUGGAUACUCCUGCUCCGUCCAGAGAUCCCCUUCUUCAGUAUCGUGAGGAAGACGGUGCUGAAGAUGAAGUGCGUCCUGAUGUAGACUCUGCUUUGGAUGAAGUUCAUCCCGAGGUGAACCGUGCUGAAGAUGUUCGCCCUGAAUCUGAAAUUCCUGACGAUUAUGAUCAACACAAGGUAGAAAACCAAGCCGAUGAAGUAAUUAAUAACACUGAAAACAUUGAUCAUGCUCAGGAAGAUCCAAAAUGGUGGGACAAUGAGUCACAGAACCUUCUGGAUUCGCAACAACUUGUGGAAGGGUUGUCUCUGUGUGAUGAGCUCCUUCAGAGCCAAUCUCCAAAUAGGGGUGGGCAUGAAAAUGGUGAACAAGCACAUGUCAAACCCCGUCUUGCUGAUUAUGCUAAACUAGGACCUGAGGAUUUAAAGAAGGAUCUAGAGGCAUGCCAAAAUAUUGUCCUUGAUCCUGCUAAUAUUAUGGACCUUGAUACACCUCCUGAUUUCCGACUCAGCCAGCUGGAAUUUGGGUCACAGGAGAGUUUCCUUUCUUGGGGUGGCAAGGUGGCUGACUGAACAUGGUUUGGGAUUUCUGUGUUGGUUAUGGUCAAUGGUGGUAAAUAUUUUCUUGCUACGUUUUGGUUAAACUAUGCCUAUCAAAUCAGCUUGGCGUGAUAUCUAACCUUAUGGUAAAGAACUGUUUUUUGUAACUGUAAUUCUCUGAUCGUUUGUGUUCAAACAUCGAUCGAACGUACUCUUUUUGCUCUCUUUUAAGCAUCAAGCUAAAAUGCAGUUAUGUUAUCUGGUUUGCUUU
This is a messenger RNA of Malus domestica (apple), 1757 nucleotides long. RefSeq names its product SUPPRESSOR OF GAMMA RESPONSE 1. NCBI's taxonomy places the organism in Eukaryota, Viridiplantae, Streptophyta, Magnoliopsida, Rosales, Rosaceae. Gene Ontology annotation, molecular function: DNA-binding transcription factor activity; transcription cis-regulatory region binding. The record is from RefSeq and is a predicted model, not a curated record. Gene Ontology annotation, biological process: regulation of DNA-templated transcription. Gene Ontology annotation, cellular component: nucleus.